This is a messenger RNA of Cottoperca gobio, 1488 nucleotides long. RefSeq names its product retinol dehydrogenase 7-like. Bases 135 to 1088 code for a protein of 317 amino acids. The transcript is spliced from 5 exons. NCBI's taxonomy places the organism in Eukaryota, Metazoa, Chordata, Actinopteri, Perciformes, Bovichtidae. Gene Ontology annotation, cellular component: intracellular membrane-bounded organelle. The record is from RefSeq and is a predicted model, not a curated record. Gene Ontology annotation, biological process: steroid metabolic process. Gene Ontology annotation, molecular function: oxidoreductase activity.
CUGACGGGCGCAGUGCUGCUCUGCUAUUGGUGGAGAGGGUUGUUGUUCACACAGCAGCCAAACAUUUCACUGAACCUGAGAGACGAUAACCAGCUGCCCACAGUCCAAGUAGGCUACACCUCUGCACAACAGUCAUGUUCCUGUAUCUCCUGGGGUUGCUGCUCUUCUACUACCUGUACCGCUGGGUUAGAGAGCUACCCAGGGUCCCUGACAAGGGCACCAAGUAUGUGUAUAUCACAGGCUGCGACACCGGCUUUGGCAACCUCCUGGCCCGCCACCUGGACCAGAAGGGCUUCAGAGUGAUCGCCUCCUGUUUCAGCGAGAAGGGAGAAGAGGAUCUGAAGAAGUCCUGCUCCAAGAACCUGAUCACAACGCACCUAGAUGUUAGGUCCAAGGACAGCGUAGCCAAAGUCGCAGCAAUGAUCAAGGACAAAGUGGGGGAGCGUGGGCUAUGGGCUGUGGUGAACAAUGCAGGCGUGUCCAUCCCGUCCGGUCCGUGUGAUUGGCUAACCAUUGAUGACUACAAGUCCAUGCUGGACGUCAACCUGCUCGGAGUGAUCGCAGUGACCUUAAGUGUCCUGCCGCUAAUUAAGAAGGCCAGGGGUAGGGUGGUGAAUGUAGCCAGUGUGUUUGGGAGGAUCAGUGUCACAGGAGGCCCGUACACUAUUUCCAAGUACGGGGUGGAAGCAUUUAAUGACAGCCUCAGGUUAAAUAUGGCACCAUUCGGCAUCAAAGUCCUCUGCAUUGAGCCGGGCUUCUUCAAAACAAAUGUGACCGACUAUUCUAUUCUGGCCAAGAAUGUGAAUUCUCUGUGGGAGAAAGUGCCCCAGGAGGUCAGAGAUGACUACGGAGCUGACUAUCUACAAAAGUCGCUAGUGGUAAUAACAGAGAAAGUUACCAAGAUCAGUGAUGGAGAUCUGAUGAAGGUGGUCCGCUGCAUGGAGCACGCUGUGUCUGCCGUCCGGCCCCGCACUCGCUACUCCCCGGGCUGGGACGCCAAGCUUUUCUGGCUGCCGCUGUCGUACAUGCCAACCUGUGUCUCCGAUUACAUUAUGACCUUACAAGCCAUUCCAAUUGCCAAGAAAUAAGUUUAUUUUUGUAUCCAUGUGUGCACAUUUUAUGCAAUUGGAAAAUUACAGUUUUGCAAGAAUAUUACUGGUAUAUUUAACAAAAAGAUCACUUCUCAGUAUAUUGUCUAAACUUGCUUUUCUUACGAGCGGUUUUAUUGUGUGUACACAAGGCCACCUAAUCUACAGGCAGUUUGUGAAUUUGAUAGGCAAGUGAAGGUUGAGAAGCAAUAAAAACAUUCCUGUAGACAAGUGUAGUUGUUUUAGCUCAAAGGUGACUAAACCUGAGCCUUUUAAAUGUUGAUGAACAGGAAAUCAGAGUGUGCAAACACUGCAGGCAGAUACUAUGCUUAUUUGUACAUGUAAUCUUUGUAAAGGAUUGUCAGUUUGUGCUCUAUAAAUAAACUUGACUAAACUAAAA